UCGAUAAGCCAGCUACCAGGUUGCCCGUACGUUUGUCUCCCGUUGUCUCUCCGGCUUCGACCACAACCACAACAAAGAGCAAAUAGGUUAGGAGUUCAAUGCUUCGAUGAAGGGGUUUCACCAUGGCGCGCUCAUAGUGCUUGCAGUAUUGAUAUGCCAGCUUGGUGAUCCAGGAGUUGCACUAUCUCGCACAGCGACUGGCCGCCUCCCGUUGACGCUGCCACUGUCGGGGUUGUCGUCGCCCCUCGUACUGGACCCCAUUCUCGGAGCGAACAGAGAAUUCAGAGCACCUGCAGAUGCCGAUAUCAAUGUCAUCAACCAAAAUGACAUUGAUUCCGUGGUACUGGCCACAACAACAUCUGCCAAUGAGAACAAACGCACAAAGUACAAUGCCAAUGCCAAAGUACACAUUUGCAGAACAGCAUCGGCAUUACACCAUUCGUGGUGCAGAGAGGCGAUUGACGCAGCCGAGAGCGCUAGCAACAAUUGGUCCACGGGAAGACAUCAUUUGUAUCCCACUACAGAUCAGCCCGCCGCAGAUCUUCCAAACGGAGUGGGCGAAGCUACUCUGGAUUUCGCCACAAAUGUCAUUCUCCCGGCCAUUGCCAUGGCAUUCGACACACCGUUGGAACGGCUGUAUUUCAAAGACAUGUUCUUGGCAAAGUACGAGCCAACAGGACAACCAGGGUUGGGACGACACACGGACGGCAGUGCCUUUAGCUUUAACAUGUUGUUGUCCGAUCCGUCGACCGAUUUCGAUGGAGGCGGGACGUGGAUUGAGCCAGUUGGUUUGGUCCAGCCGAAUGGAGGCGAGGUAUUGAUGCAUCGUGGGUCAGUGUUACAUGAAGGAUGUCCUGUCACCAAAGGUUCUCGGUAUGUUCUGGUUGGAUUUGUUCAGAGCGAUGAUGAUGAUGAUGACGACGACGAUGGCUACAGGAAGAGUGCUCUCGCUUCACAACUAUUACAGAUCACAAUACCAAGUUUUCCCCUGGGGAUGAUUUUUGAGGUCGACGAAGGAGACAAAAUCAAGUGUGCAAUGGUAGCGCAUGUUGAAAAAGGAGGAACAGCAAGCGAAGCAGGAAUUAAAAAGAGAGAUUGCCUGCGGGGUAUCUUGCUGUCCCAUGCCGAGUCUGACCAACAUCUCCUAACAUUUGACGGGAAAACACUUGACCAAGUUAUGGAAAUGAUUCUGGACGUUGCGAGUAAAGACCUAGGGCCAGUGCAAAUGAUUGUAGAAAGAUGGUGCUGAAAAUCUCAAGACCAAGAAUGAAUGCACAGAUCAAUGGAGUACUGUACGGAGUUGUUUGAACUAGUGGCAUUUGGCUAGGCUUCAAAGCUUCAAAGCAACCAUGUUGAUUUCCUGUCUGGGGGUAGUUUGGAGGUACUAGCCACGGAUCUCACAUCACUCUUCCAACCGAGAAGAAAGAGAUCCACCAAGACUUGCCAGUUGUGUGAAGAUUGGUGGAUGUCGCGAUGCUUGACGGUCGUAUCUUGGGCAAAACUACACUGCCUUGCGGUGUUCUUCCGCACGAAUGCCAGUCACUGGCUACUGCAUCUAGAUAAGACACCUGGCAUUCGCUAGCCAUGUCAAUGGUGAUAACCUGCUAUUGACUCAUCUGUAAUGGGGCACACGGGCACACAAGCAAGGCCAGUGAUCAGCAUGCUGCCAGCUCCACCGGUACCAGCUACUAGCGAAGACCGCCCCUGAUCCCACGGAAUCUACUAGUCCCCGAAUUUGGACUCUGCUUUACUUCUGAAGCCUGGCCCUCCCUGGCUCCCCUCUAGCUAGUAGCUGGAUUAUCUACGGGUUCAUCUCUGCACCCAACCCCCUUCACCAGGAACCCAUAAUCGACAAGUUGCUUUGUCGAUGAAACAGUCUGUGCGCCGUCGGAUGU
This is a messenger RNA of Seminavis robusta, 1895 nucleotides long. The record is from the annotation of a GenBank genome assembly. NCBI's taxonomy places the organism in Eukaryota, Bacillariophyta, Bacillariophyceae, Naviculales, Naviculaceae.